Andrographis paniculata is the source of this 2607-nucleotide messenger RNA. RefSeq lists its product as uncharacterized. The transcript has 8 exons. Lineage: Eukaryota; Viridiplantae; Streptophyta; Magnoliopsida; Lamiales; Acanthaceae. Bases 85 to 2442 code for a protein of 785 amino acids. The record is from RefSeq and is a predicted model, not a curated record.
GGAGAUUUCCUGGCUGUUACAGAUAGAAGAAGAACGAAGGGGUCAAGACAUAUUUCGUGAAUAAUAAUAAAAACCAGAGAAAAAAUGUUCAAGAGAAGUGAGAAAAAAAUCAAAGCUGUCUUCAAGAUGGACUUUUCAGCAUCACAGGUGCCACAGUUGAAGGCAAAGAGCCUUAUGAUUUCUCUGGUUCCGGUAGAUGUAGGAAAGCCAACGGUCAGGUUAGCAAAAGCGCCAAUCAUAGAAGGAGCUUGCAUAUGGGAAAGCCCUGUAUACGAGACUGUAAAAUUAGUCAUGGAGACGAAAACGGGACGUAUCAGAGAGAAAUUUUACUAUGUGAUCGUGUCAACUGGUUCAUCAAAAUCAGGAUUUCUGGGAGAAGUCUCCAUUGAUUUUGCAGAUCUAGCUCAUGCUGCCAAACCGGUGAAUUUAACCCUGCCACUUCAGACUUCAAAAUCAGGAGCAAUAUUACAUGUCACAGUGCAGAAGAUGCAAGGAGGUGUUGAUUCAAGAUAUGAUGAAGAUAGUGAAGUCCCUGGGGAUGAGUCAUAUGAUCAAAAUGUGGAUGCAGAUAGCUAUGGAAAGAGUGAUCCAUUAUCUCUUGAAAGUGAUGAAUCGAGUCAAGUAUCUUCACGAGAUGAACAAAAUGGAAGCUUGGAGAAAGAUAAGGUGAAAAUGCUGGAAAGAAAUAUAGAGCUUACCGAAUUAGAAGUGCAGUCACUGCGAAAGCAAAUUCUCAAAGAGACCAAGAAAGGGCAGCAAUUAACUGAACAAAUUGCAUGUAUAAAAGAGGAGCGGGAUGCACUUCAAGCAGAAUGUGAACAGCUCAAGUCUUUGUGCCGCCAGAAUGAUGAAACAGUUUCAAGUCAUGCACUGCACGAAACAGAAAAUUCGAGAAGCUCACUUGAAAAAUUAAAGCAAGACCUCCAACGGGAGAAGCAAUUGAAUAAGAAACUGAAAUUCCAACUACAGAAGAGCGAAGAUUCAAAUUCUGAAUAUGUUCUUGCAAUGAGAGAUCUUACCAAGAAACUGGAACAGAAAAAUGCAGAUAUAGCUCAGCGUUCCAGAAAGAGUAAUGAUUUACACAGCGGGACAGAGGCCCUUGCGAAAUCAUCCAUGACUAAAGCACCACAAGACCUGUCAAGUAGUAACAGAAAUGCUGAUGAAAUAGAAGCACUGAAGCAGAAAAUCGAAGACCUCAAUUCUGAGAUAGAAGUCUACAAAAAGGAAAAGACAAAGAUGCAAUUGGAAGUAGAGAGGUAUUUGCAAGAUAUGGAGAGCUUAGACACAGAAAAUGAGAACAUCUAUUCCAAAUUAGAGCAAGCUGAAAAAGAACAUUUGGAAGUAAAGAGCAAAUAUGAAGAGUUAUUGGCUGAAGCAAAGCAGUCAAAACUCCAGAUAGCAAGCUUGGAAGCAGAAAACAAAAGACAGGCACGUCAACAUUCUGAAUCCUUGAAUAUGAUAGAUGAGCUAGAAUCUCAAGUCGAGAGCCUGCUGAAAGAACUGGAGAAGCAAGGCCAAGAUUUUGAAGAAGACCUACAAGUAGUGACAGAGGAGAAAGUUGAGCAGGAGAAGAGGGCCAUACAAGCAGAGGAAGCCUUAAGAAAGACAAGACGUGACAAUGCAAAUACAGUUGAGAGGCUCCAAGAGGAAAUCAAACAUAUUUCUGCAGAGAUGUCAACAGAAAUUGAGGAAAACAAGAAAAUAGCACAGAAAGCAAUGGCAGAAGCAGAUGGUUUGCGACAAAAAAAUGAACUUCUAGAAGAACAACUUCAGAUAACUGAAGAGGAGCUUCAACUAGUUAGAGAGCAAGAUGAGAGGUUACUUCAAGAACAUUCAGAAAAAAAUGAAUGGAUUGCUGCAAGUAAUGGCAAAUCAAACAAAGAUAUAUCUGAGCAAAUGCAAAAUAGUAAUGAAAAGGACAAGGAAGAUCUGGAGAAGCAGCUGGCCUCAGUGAGGAAGGAAGCAGAAAAACUAAAGAGCGAAAAUAAUUCCAUGAAGUCACAAAUAGACCAGAAGAAGACAAAAGAAGAAAACUUGUACUUAGAAGUGAAGAAGCUUAGACUCAAAAAUAGUGAAGUUAAAAAUCAACUGCAUGCAGUUGAAAUGGAGAAAGAAGACCUGAAGAAAGAGAUGUCCAAAGCACAGCGUAGCUUAAUCAAGGCACAGGAAGAGGAAAAAGCUGCAAGACAAAAUUACACCACUUUGCUGAUGAAGGAAAAGAACGGCGUCACCGACAACUCAAAACAGGAUUCUGGGCCAAUGAAGGACAAAAAUUUUGUGGAACUCGAAGGAUUGAAAGAAAGAAACAAAAGCAUGGAACAGGAGUUGAAGGAAAUGCGUGAUAGAUAUUCUGAAAUAAGUCUCAGAUUUGCAGAGGUAGAAGGUGAACGGCAGCAACUUGUCAUGACCAUCCGUAACCUGAAAAGUGGAAAGAAAAACUAGAGACAAAGUGAUGGUUAAAGACUACUAUUGUAGAGCAUUUAGACACAGGAUUUGGAUACACAUGAAUAUUCUUGCAUAAAGCAUAUUACAUGUGCCUCCAAUUUGUUCAUUACUAAUUCAUCCUUGAAAGUCUCAAAUAAAUAAUAUAGAUUUCUUCAGUGCCAA